AUUCAGAAUUCACCACCACCACCUCUAGUCAGCAUCCGGAUUAUAGCCAUGGUUGGAUCAAUGGCGAGAUAUUUUAUAUGCGCCUUUGGUAACCUAAUUUAGGCUACUGCAAAUCACAAUAAAGGUUAACAUCUCUGUCACCUGCAAUCAGACGGACAAACAUAAUAUGCAGUCAGUUAAAAAUGUCUUCCAUGGCAUCAGAAGAAGACGUGAUUCUUGAACGAAAGGGUAGCAAAGGCAUCAUCACCUUAAACAGACCAAAGGCACUUAAUGCCCUCAAUCUGUCUAUGAUUCGCAAGAUAUACCCUAAAUUAAAGGAAUGGGAAGAAGAUCCAAAAUCAACAAUGGUGAUCAUCAAAGGAGCAGGAGAUAAAGCAUUCUGUGCUGGAGGUGAUAUUAAAGCUGUCACUGAUUUAGGUAGUAAAGGAGAUCCAAACGCGGGCACUUUUUUCAAAGAAGAAUACAUGCUGAAUAAUGCAAUUGGCACGUAUAAUAUACCCUACAUAGCUCUUAUUGAUGGCAUCACAAUGGGUGGGGGUGUAGGUCUUUCAGUACAUGGUUCAUACCGAGUCGCAACUGAGCGCACACUAUUUGCUAUGCCCGAGACAGGUAUUGGUCUUUUUCCAGAUGUUGGCGGUGGAUACUUCAUGCCCAGGCUGGGCGGAAGACUAGGUAUUUUCCUCUCGUUGACUGGAAUACGGUUGAAAGCUCAUGAUGUGUAUAAAUCUGGUGUUGCAACACAUUUUGUGGAGUCAGAAAAGUUACCACAACUAGAAGAAGAGUUACUUGCCCUCUCCAAUCCAGUUGAGAAGGAUAUAGCAUCAGUAUUAGAGAGAUAUCAUAAACAGUGUCAAAUAGGGAGAGGUCAAGAAUUCAGUUUAAAACCUGACCUAGAGAAGAUUGACAUGUUGUUUGCAGGUAACACAAUAGAACAAAUAUUCCAUGACCUGGAGCAUGAUGGAUCAGAAUGGGCCAAUAAACAACUACAGAUAUUGAAACAGAAAUCGCCAACAUCAAUGAAAGUGACGCUACGUCAACUUAUAGAGGGCAGCGAUCUCAGUCUACAAGAUUGUUUAAUGAUGGAGUACAGGAUUGCUGAGGGUUGCUUACGUGGUCAUGAUUUCUACGAGGGCGUCCGUGCUUUACUGGUAGAUAAAGAUAAUCAACCACACUGGAAUCCAAAAUCUAUUGAAGAAGUAACAGAUGAAAUUGUGGAGUCGCACUUCCGUCCAUUGGAGGACGACUUGAUACUACCCAAGCCCAAGAACAAAAAAGAAGACAAAUUAUAAUGAAGUUUAAAAUGCACAAACAAAAACAGCUGAAUUUAAAAAGAAAAAUUGUUAUGUACAAUGAAUGAUAUGAUCAGAACCGCUUCUAUGGCACUUUAAAGAAGUCACAUUUUAUAGAAUAAAAAUAAAAACAUUUGACAGCAAA
Molecule: messenger RNA, 1434 nt
Organism: Anneissia japonica
Lineage: Eukaryota; Metazoa; Echinodermata; Crinoidea; Comatulida; Comatulidae
Product: 3-hydroxyisobutyryl-CoA hydrolase, mitochondrial-like
Exons: 10
Coding region: 183-1289 (368 amino acids)
Biological process (GO): L-valine catabolic process
Cellular component (GO): mitochondrion
Molecular function (GO): 3-hydroxyisobutyryl-CoA hydrolase activity
Source: RefSeq, a predicted model, not a curated record